AUGUAAUAAAUUGGCUAGUUUCAGGUGACAUUAGGAAAAGUCAUCGGACAAGGAGCUAAUGGAUUGAUUUUUUAAGCUGAAAUCGAUGAUGGUAAAGUAGUUGCCCUCAAGGUCUCAGAAAAAAUAACUCAACAUGAGAAACAGAUUUUGACUGCACUUAAAGGGAAUAAAUUUGAUCAUAUCAUUGAAGUGAUUGCUUUUGAACAGAACAACAAUGGAGUUUACAUUUUUAUGGAACUUGGACAACGCUUUGAAUUAUAAAGUCAAUCUGAUAAAAGAAGGCUUUGUUUGGAAGUAUACAAUUAUCAAUAUUAUAGAUGUCCAAAGGGGUUUCGGAAUUACAGAAAUUACGAUUUUUUCAUCGAGAUUUAAAACCAGAUAAUUUUGUAAUAGGAAAAGAUAAUAAAAUCAAAUUGAUAGAUUUUGGAAUCUCAAAAACAAUUGAGUAGAUAACUUAAACCCAAAUGCAAGGAACAUAUCAAUAUAUGGCUCCAGAAGUUAUGGCAGGCACAGACUAUGAUCCUUCUGUUGAUAUUUGGUCAUUGGGAAUAUUGUUUUAUGAAGUAUUUACAAAUGAACUAUUUUUUGCAAAAUUUGAAGGUUCUGAAAUGAUUCAAAUUAUUCAAAAUAUUCAGCAAAUAUAGAUUAAUUAAAAAAUAAGUGCAUAAAACAAAUUAGAAUAAUGGUAAAAAGAAUUAUUAUAAAAAAUAUUGUUCAAAAAUUGGAUAAAAAAUUACAGUUGGUUAAAUCUAUAGAAAGAAUAAGUAUAGAAGAAGUUAUUCAAAUGCUUGAAAAAAUUGAAGAACCAAUUAUUGAAGAAUAACCUGAAUUAAAACAAGAUAAAUAACAAAAUUAGAUUGGUCUUAAACUCAAUGACUAAUCUGAUCUAUGCUUUAGUAAUAUUCUUCCAUAAUUAAUUUCAAACAUUAUGA
Paramecium octaurelia is the source of this 932-nucleotide messenger RNA. The record is from the annotation of a GenBank genome assembly. Lineage: Eukaryota; Ciliophora; Oligohymenophorea; Peniculida; Parameciidae.